CCACUCCACUGGCACAAGCCAGAAGCCACACCAAUCGCUUCGUCCCCGCGUCUCGCCCGGCCGCGUAGGCGCCACAGAAACUCCCACGCCACCCACGCCGUCCGUCGCCGUCGCCGUCGAGUCCAAUCCAUGGCUCCACCCGCGGCCCCGACCGCGCUGCACCACCGCACGCCCCUCCUCCUCCCCCGCCGCGCCACCGCCGCCCCGGGUGCCACCGCCACCGCCACCGCGCGCGCCGCCAGAGCCGCUUCUCUAGCCGUCGUCAGGGCCCAGCCGGACACCACCGCCGCGACCUCCGCCCCCGAGCCGCCGACGCCGGAGUUCAAGCCGCCGCCGGGGUUCAAGGUGCCCGAGCCCAAGAGGUUCGAGGUCAAGCCCGGCCAGCAGAACAGCGUCCUCGGCGCCUCGCUCGCCAUCCCGCUCCGCCUCGGCACCGGCGUCUUCGUCCUCGGGUACUCGCCAUCACUUGUUUCUCCGUCAGAGAUACCAUCAGAUCAAUAUGCACUGGAAUUCGGAGCUUGGAAGGUGAAGGAGGAAUCAAAAAUAGGACAGUGCAAACGACCGGAAAAGCCUAUCGAGAUAUAUGAAUUUGAAGGUUGUCCAUUUUGUCGAAAGGUCAGAGAGAUGGUAUCAGUUUUGGACCUAGACGUAUUGUUUUACCCCUGUCCUCAAAAAGGCCCAACAUUCCGACCUAAAGUCCUCGAGAUGGGUGGAAAGAAACAGUUUCCUUACAUGGUGGAUCCAAACACAGGGGUCGCCAUGUAUGAAUCAGAUGACAUCAUAAAAUACCUAGCUGACACAUACGGCGAUGGAACUGUUCCAAUUAUGCUAUCACUUGGUCUGUUAACAACAAUCACAGCAGGGCUUGCUACUCUUGGUCGUUUUGGAAAGGGAAAUUCCUAUACUGCUUCAAAAGUUCCACCACAGCCAAUAGAGAUAUGGGCAUAUGAGGGAUCUCCCUUCUGUAGAUUAGUACGAGAGACGCUUGUUGAGUUGGAAUUGCCACAUCUGCUGCACAGCUGCGCACGUGGCAGCCCCAAACGACAAGAAUUCUUGAAGAAAAAGGGAGUUUUCCAGGCGCCUUACAUUGAAGAUCCGAACACCGGAGUCCAGAUGUUCGAAAGCGCUGAAAUCAUAGACUACCUGAAGGCAACAUAUGCCCUGUACCCAAGCUCAUAGUGGCAUAUCUCAAAUAUGAAAUGCCCAUUUGUAAUGUUGUGUAGAGCGUGUAAAUUCAAUUCUUUCCAGUAAAGGAAAAGAAAUAGCAAACCAUAUAUUCUGUAUGAUGCACAGCCGAUUUUAUCUACGCUGGUCUGAACUUCGAAGUUACUGCAAAUUCCGUUCUUCUGGUUAA
This is a messenger RNA of Sorghum bicolor (sorghum), 1354 nucleotides long. RefSeq lists its product as uncharacterized. Gene Ontology annotation, cellular component: chloroplast. NCBI's taxonomy places the organism in Eukaryota, Viridiplantae, Streptophyta, Magnoliopsida, Poales, Poaceae. The record is from RefSeq and is a predicted model, not a curated record. The coding region runs from base 130 to 1179 and encodes 349 amino acids. The transcript has 12 exons.